GACAACAAAUAUGGCCGCGCCCAUGAACACGCGAACAGAUGAUUCAUAAUUUCUUUCAAAAAAUCCUCAAAUUCAAAGAUUUUCUGCAGUUUAAAGGGUUAAGGAUGAGUACCUUUGUAUCCCGUGUCAAUAGAAUAACUGGUAAAAUGGAAUGGGACUUCAGAGAGGACGAUUACGAUUAUAAACAAGAGAUUGCGAGAUCUGCAUAUGCUGACAUGUUACAUGAUACAGAAAGGAAUCAGUUAUACUAUAAAGGUCUGGAAAUAGCUAUUGCUAAGAUGAGACAGAGAGGUCAGGCAGUACAUGUCCUUGAUAUUGGUACAGGGACUGGUUUAUUGUCCAUGAUGGCAGCAAAACUUGGAGCAGACACAGUCUAUGCUUGUGAGGCAUUCAAACCGAUGACAGAAUGUGCUUCCAAAAUUAUUGCAGAGAAUGGAUUUGCUGAUAAGAUAAAAUUAGUGCCCAAACGUUCAACAGAUUUGACAGUUGGCCAAGGAAAAGACCUCCCUAGAAGAGCAAACAUAUUGGUAACAGAAGUGUUUGACACAGAACUUAUUGGAGAAGGGGCCAUAGGGACAUUUACCCAUGCUCAUAAACAGCUCCUUGAAGAAGAUUGCAUUGUAAUUCCAUCCUAUGCAAAUUUGUAUGUACAAGUUAUAACAUCUGAUCUUGUCAGAAGAUGGAACCGGGUUGAAGAUAUUGUUGUCAAUGCUAGUAGAGUUACUGCCCCUGAUGAGAUCUCCAGUUGUGGAGGAGCACCAUCACUGCAUGACCUUCAGCUUGAUCAGUUGCCAAUGGAUACAUUCACUGUACUCACUGAACCUAAAAGGGUAUUUAGAUUUGAUUUCACAGGAAAAACGUCACUACCGUUUGAAAACACUUCUAUACUAGAUUGUAUGAUGAUGAACUCUGGGUCUGUUGAUGCUGUAUUUAUGUGGUGGGACCUUGAAAUGGAUCCAGAUAGUGAAAUCAUCCUCAGUUGUGCUCCUAGAUGGGCCCAUCCUACCCCAGAUAAUAUGCAGUGGCGAGACCAUUGGAUGCAAGCUAUCUAUUACCCUUACAGUCAGUUGACAGUUGCCAAGGGUGACAGUGUCAAGGUCAUAAGUAAACAUGAUGAAUAUAGUUUAUGGUUUGAUGUUGCCAUGGAUACUGUCAAAGACAAUUGCCCAGAGGAACAUCCUAUAUGUAGAUGUGGUGCACAUAUCUCCUAUGGAAGGGCAAGGAUGGGGAUGCUGAAUGAUCCAGACAGAAAUAAACUCUAUAUGGAAAUCCUUAGAAAGAACUUUACACCAGAAACCACGUGCUUAUGUAUAAGUGAUGGUAGUCUUCUGCCACUGAUUGCAGCCAGACUAGGGGCCAGACAUGUUUACACUGUAGAAAUUAAUCAUCUAUGUAACAGAGUGGUUACAGAUUUCAUUAAGCAUAAUGGACUUCAAGACAGAAUUACUGUAUUGGAUAAAAUACCAGAAGAAAUUGGAGAAAAUGAUUUACCAGAAAAGAUUGACAUAAUAAUUGGGGAACCAAUCUUCCAGACAUCAGUCCUUCCUUGGGAUAACAUGUGUUUCUGGUACCUUACACAACAACUCACCAAUCGUUUGACAGAUCAAAGCAAAGUGUUACCAGGAAAGAUGACCGUAUAUGCAAUAGCAGUAAAUUAUGCAGAUUUAUGGAAAAUACGGGCUGAUGUAGGUCUUUGUGAGGGCUUUAGUAUACAAGAGUUUGAUAAGAUAAUUCAGAAAAGUUCAGAGGAGGUAGAUGAGAAUGUUGAGCCACACCCGCUAUGGGAGUAUCCGUGUACUGCAGCCGGUAACCAGCAAUGCCUUCUAGAUAUAGAUUUCACAAAACCAGCCAGGGAAACAUCAUCAGUUGACAACUGUGUCUGUCUAAAUGUAACAAGUGAAGAGCCAUGCAAUGGUGUUGCCAUGUGGGUGGAGUUUGACUUUGGAAAUGGUCAUGUGACCUCAACUGGUCCAAGGCAGCCAAUCAGAAUUGGCGAAAAAAUCAUAUGGGAUUAUCAUUCAAAGCAAGGAGUACAUUUGUUUUACAACAAUCAUAAAAGUGCAUGUAGUGUUGAAGAUAGUGCUAUAGAUGUACGGGUGAACUUCAUACCAGCAGAAGGGAAAUUAGAUUUCAAAUUUAGUCCAGAGUGGUUAUAAAGAUCACAUCAUGAUUAUUCGAACAGUGAAAUAAAUCCUGAUUACAAGUGUAUACAACACAAGUGUCUAUAUUUAGUCGUUGCAAUAAAACUGUGAAAUAUA
Messenger RNA from Mercenaria mercenaria, 2258 nucleotides. RefSeq names its product protein arginine N-methyltransferase 7-like. Bases 39 to 2156 code for a protein of 705 amino acids. The transcript is spliced from 13 exons. Gene Ontology annotation, biological process: peptidyl-arginine methylation. NCBI's taxonomy places the organism in Eukaryota, Metazoa, Mollusca, Bivalvia, Venerida, Veneridae. The record is from RefSeq and is a predicted model, not a curated record. Gene Ontology annotation, molecular function: protein-arginine N-methyltransferase activity.